Emys orbicularis (European pond turtle) is the source of this 2636-nucleotide messenger RNA. RefSeq names its product sestrin 1 (gene SESN1). Gene Ontology annotation, biological process: cellular response to leucine starvation; positive regulation of macroautophagy; regulation of response to reactive oxygen species. The transcript has 10 exons. Gene Ontology annotation, molecular function: oxidoreductase activity, acting on peroxide as acceptor; L-leucine binding. The coding region runs from base 96 to 1559 and encodes 487 amino acids. Lineage: Eukaryota; Metazoa; Chordata; Testudines; Emydidae. The record is from RefSeq and is a predicted model, not a curated record. Gene Ontology annotation, cellular component: nucleus.
UUCGCUUUAGCCUUGGCCUCGCCGCUGCCUUUGGCAGAGGGCGCCGCUGUCAGCAGAGGGGAGCUGGCUGCGCGCUCCCAGCCUGACCCGCAGGCAUGAGGCUGGCGGCCACGGCCAGCCACAACCAGGCGUACGCAGUGCAGGGGCUGCUGUGCAACCACGGCACGAGCCGGGGUCGUAAGGAACUUGGAAUUAGAAUUCCUAGACCACUGGGACAUGGACCAAGCAGAUUCAUCCCAGAGAAGGAGAUUCUUCAAGUGGGAAAUGAAGAUGCCCAGAUGCAUACAUUGUUUGCAGAUUCUUUUGCUACUUUGGGCCGUUUGGACAACAUCACCUUAGUGAUGGUUUUCCACCCGCAGUAUCUAGGAACCUUUCUGAAAACUCAGCACUAUCUACUGCAGAUGGAUGGCCCAUUGCCUCUUCAUUACCGACACUACAUAGGGAUAAUGGCUGCAGCAAGACAUCAGUGCUCCUAUCUAGUUAACCUCCAUGUUAAUGACUUCCUUCAUGUUGGAGGAGACCCCAAAUGGCUGAAUGGCCUAGAGAAUGCACCUCACAAACUGCAAAAUUUAGGAGAAUUGAAUAAAAUAUUGGCUCAUCGACCCUGGCUUAUCACCAAAGAGCAUAUUGAGCAACUUCUGAAGACAGAAGAGCAUAGCUGGUCCCUGGCAGAGCUGAUCCACGCAGUUGUUCUCCUUACACACUACCAUUCACUUGCUUCUUUCACAUUUGGCUGUGGAAUCAGCCCAGAAAUUCAUUGUGAGGGUGGCCACACCUUCAAGCUCCCCUCUGUCAGUAACUAUUGCAUCUGUGAUAUUACAAAUGGCAACCAUGGAGUGGAUGAAACUCAUGUCAGCCCAGCUGGAAGCAUUUCAACUACAGAAUCUUUCUGUGAAGUUGAAGCACUUAUGGAGAAAAUGAAGAAGCUACAAGAGUGCAGAGAUGAAGAGGAAGCCAGCCAAGAGGAGAUGGCCACACGUUUUGAGAGAGAGAAGAGAGAAAGCAUGUCUGUGUGUUGUUCAGAGGAUGAGGAAUCAGCGCCGACAAGAGAUGUAUCUCGCCACUUUGAGGAUACAAGCUAUGGGUAUAAAGACUUCUCCAGACAUGGAAUGCAUGUGCCUACAUUCCGUGUUCAGGACUAUUCCUGGGAGGACCAUGGCUAUUCCUUGGUUAAUCGUCUUUACCCAGAUGUGGGGCAGCUGAUUGAUGAGAAGUUUCAUAUUGCUUACGAUCUGACAUACAAUACAAUGGCCAUGCACAAAGAUGUGGAUACCUCCAUGCUUAGACGUGCAAUUUGGAAUUAUAUCCACUGUAUGUUUGGAAUAAGAUACGAUGAUUAUGACUAUGGUGAAAUUAAUCAGUUGUUGGAUCGCAGUUUUAAAGUUUACAUCAAAACUGUGGUUUGCACUCCUGAAAAAACCACAAAAAGAAUGUAUGAUAGCUUCUGGAGGCAGUUCAAACACUCUGAGAAGGUUCAUGUUAAUUUGCUUCUUGUAGAAGCUCGGAUGCAAGCUGAACUCCUUUAUGCUCUGAGAGCUAUUACUCAUUAUAUGACCUGAUACCUUUGACUGACUAACGACGAUGGAAUGUUCAGCAGAUACAGCCUAUAGCGUGAACCUACUAAGCACCAGGACCAAUGGUCACUAGAAAUUAAGAGACUUUGCCGUAACUUCUUUAGUUUCAGCUAUUUCAUUGUUGGAAUAUCGCUGUUGCCACUGAGCAGUGACUGUGUGGCAGUUGAAAGGAUAGAGUUGUGUCAAAGUGCUGCCUGUUCACAGUAUUGGGCUUUAGACAGCAUAGGAAACCAUAACUUGUGGCAAUACAGCAGAUGGUAAAUACAUAAAUCUUGUAUUAAGUUAAAUACAAUGGGAGCUGGAGCAUAAGAAGCCCCCCCCCCCAAAAAAGUGCACCUUGAUGACUCCUGCUUUUGAUACAUAAGAAUAAUUAUAGAAAACCCGGAUGCUGCUAUUUGUGCUGGUGGAAUGAACUGAGACUGGCUGUUCCAGUUAAGCUAUAAGUGAAAGUGAGCACUGCUAUAUUCUGAGCCUACAUUGUGUGUGGUUUUAAAGAAAACAUGCCCCCUUGUUUAGCAUCUUUUUAAAAAUCAGAACUAAUCUUCCUCAGGCCAUACUGACAAUUUUGAAGGUAACAGAUUCUCUUACUGUAGUUUCGCCUUAAAGAAAAACAUGUUGUAGAACAAUGUGUUCAGAAUUCUUUGGUGAAAUCCAAAGCGCAAUGGUCUUCCUGUAGGGAGGGGAUGGGGAAAUUCACUCCUGAAAGCUAUUUAGAUAAGUGUAGAACUACAUGAAUUGCCCCUUAAUCUGCUUUCUAAGGAUGAACAUUUUCUGUCACUGAUGCCCAUUCCUUUGUUGUCCUGCAUUUUUUUGUUUCUAGGAGCUAGCUAAGGUGUGGGAAUGUUACACUGACUGUUUGGCAGUCCAGAGUAAUGAUGUUGCAGCUGCUUAAGUAACUAAGCUGAAAAACUUCUAUUUUUUAGUAAAUCAAAACAUUAAAAUGAUAAUGUUCAAUAUACAGUUGGUUUCAGAGAAUACAUGAAACACUUUUUAUAUGAGUGUGAAUUGUUUUUGAAAUCUGUCAGUAUUACUGGUAUUUUUAAAUAAAGGAUAGCAACUUUU